This is a messenger RNA of Cyprinodon variegatus (sheepshead minnow), 951 nucleotides long. Its product is annotated as NXPE family member 3-like. The transcript is spliced from 4 exons. The record is from RefSeq and is a predicted model, not a curated record. NCBI's taxonomy places the organism in Eukaryota, Metazoa, Chordata, Actinopteri, Cyprinodontiformes, Cyprinodontidae. The coding region runs from base 70 to 945 and encodes 291 amino acids.
AGGUGCAGAGGACAGCGAAGCACGAGGAUAGUAAAUAAAACAAAGGGCUGGAUCCAGUCAACACUGAUAAUGGGAGACCAAACUUUAAGAAAAUGUCUUCCUCAGAAGAAGAGUUGGAUCUUUCUUUUCUUGACUUUAUUGGUUUUAUGGGUCAUUUUUUACAGUGUGAACUUCACUGAUCACAUAAUCUGUACAUUAGCAGAGUUAAAGGAGAAAAUCCCAGCCACCAAAACAUUGAAACGUCCCACUGAGCCUCAAAACCAUAGAGCUGUUUGCUCUUUCCAAUCUGUGUUCCCCGAGGAUGUUCCUGAGUCUGAUUUUUUAAAGGACUACAUUGCCUGGCCUGAAACACCAUCCCUACCAUCUAACUUUUCUCUGAUUGACACUAGCAAUGCUGCACACAGCACUUUCACAAUUCUCCCUCGUAAUGGAGGAGGAACCUGGAAUGUAGGAGAUCAACUGAAAGUGUUGAUAGAAAUGAACGACUUCAAAGGUCGACACAAGAAGUCUGGUGGAGACCUUAUAUUUGCUCGACUGCACAACCCGACUGUUCGUGCAGGUGUGGUGGGGGAAGUGCUUGAUCAUCGAAAUGGUUCCUACACUGCUGUAUUCCCUUUGCUCUGGGAAGGAAGUGCACAAGUGGAGGUGAUCCUGAUCCACUCCAGUGAGGCAGUCAAAGUGAUAGAAAGGGUCAAUUUGGAAUACCCUGGCAGAAUUUUUUUCCGAAGCCUUUUCCGUUCAGGCUCAGUCACUGAAGCUACCAAUUGUAAUGUGUGCCUUAUGGCACCGCCAGAGCAGCUGUGCAACUUCACUGAUCUCAACACAGGCGAGCCCUGGUUCUGCUACAAGCCAAAGACACUCAGAUGUGAGCACAGGAUCACCCACUCUUUCGGAGGUUUCAAACUAAACCCAAUGCAAAAGGAGAAAAAGCUCUUUCAAAUGUGAGUAUAA